UUUCUUCUCCCUAGCAGGCUUGCAUCUUCUUCUCCAUGGGAUCAUCUUCCAUGGCUGCUAAGAGAAACUAAGGACCUCCAAAACAUUUUCAGGGCUGUCAUGGGGUCGUCUGACCCCAUUGACUCCAUGGUGGAUCCGCCUUUGCUCCGAAGUCUUUUGAAAUGUCUUAAUUAUGGUCCCAAUGGUCUUAUGAAAUGUCUUAUUUCUGUCAAUUAGCAAUGCAAAAGCAGCACACUCAAAAUAAACAAGUUGCUGCACCAUACCAUCAGCUGACACGUACACGUCACCACUUGUCCCCACCCAAUAUUUAUGAUAAAACUAUAAAAGCCCAUUGAUAGAUGAGAGAGAGAGAGAGAGAGAUCAGAAUCAGAAAUGGGUAGCAGAGACAGAGAGAGAAGAUGGUCUCUUGAGGGAUUGACUGCUCUUGUUACUGGAGGAACCAAAGGGAUUGGGCACGCUAUAGUGGAAGAAUUGGCAGGGCUAGGUGCAACUAUUCAUACUUGUGCUCGGAAUGAAGUUGAUCUCAAUGACUGCUUGAGCCAAUGGGAGAAGAAGGGUUUUCAAGUCACUGGUUCAGUGUGUGAUGUGGUGUCAAGAGCCCAAAGAGAGGAGCUUAUAAACAAAGUCUCAUCUUUGUUUGAUGGAAAACUUAACAUCCUUAUAAACAAUGUGGGAACAAGCAUACUAAAACCAACGAUGGAGUUCACAGCUGAAGAUUAUACCUUUCUUAUGAGUACCAAUCUUGAAUCUGCUUAUCACUUCUGCCAACUUGCACAUCCUCUGCUCAAAGCUUCAGGGGCCGGUAACAUUGUUUUUCUGUCUUCUGUUGCUGGUGUGGUUUCGGUGGAAGUUGGAUCUGCAUAUUCUGCCACUAAAGGAGCAAUAAAUCAAUUAGCCAAAAACUUGGCAUGUGAGUGGGCAAAAGAUAACAUAAGGAUUAAUAGUGUUGCACCUUGGUUCAUCAAAACUCCCCUCGCUGAACAUUUUCUCAGCGACGAAUUUUUUUUGAAGAUCAUCAACUCUCGAACACCAUUAGGACGCCCUGGAGAGCCAGAAGAGGUGUCAGCCUUGGUGGCAUUUCUAUGCCUACCCGCAGCCUCUUACAUAACUGGCCAAACUAUUUGCGUUGACGGAGGAAUGACUGUCAAUGGCCUCCUCUUCCAAGGAGCAUGACUUGGAAAUGGUUCUCUUUAAUAAAGUGGGUGUGUUGUAAUUUUAGUUGGCAUCAAUGUUGUAAUAAAUGAUAAGAUGAUGAAUGAUCAUUUGGCAUCAAUUUUAUGUAAUUUAUUUUUCGUCCGUUUUUGGACAAUUAAUGUACCAUCAUCUACAUUGGCCAGGCCA
Molecule: messenger RNA, 1341 nt
Organism: Prunus persica (peach)
Lineage: Eukaryota; Viridiplantae; Streptophyta; Magnoliopsida; Rosales; Rosaceae
Product: tropinone reductase homolog At1g07440
Exons: 5
Coding region: 373-1173 (266 amino acids)
Molecular function (GO): oxidoreductase activity
Source: RefSeq, a predicted model, not a curated record